ACCGCUGGGCCCUUUGGGGUAGAAGGGGGCAGUCUUUUGCAGGCUCCAAAAGUUAGUCUCGCGGUAGGGUAGGGUCUAUUGUGAUGAUUACUACAAGAGGUCAAUGAGAUAGGACCCCCUCCUCACAACCCCCCUCCCUAAUUACGGAUUGAGGAGGGGGAGGGGCCAGUGGGGCUCAGGUGAGCACACGGGGAGAAAGGGACAUGGGCGGGGCCUUACAGAGGGUCAGCGAAUCCGAAAAGACCUAAGCCCUCGUUGCUGGGCGACAAGUCCCGCCCCGCAGGCGGCACCGGAAGUGGCCGGCCGGGAUCAGCCUUUAAGAUGGCGUCUCCUCAGGGGGGCCAGAUUGCGAUCGCGAUGAGGCUUCGGAACCAGCUCCAGUCAGUGUACAAGAUGGACCCACUACGGAACGAGGAGGAGGUCCGAGUAAAGAUCAAAGACUUGAAUGAGCACAUCGUCUGCUGUCUGUGCGCUGGCUACUUCGUGGAUGCUACCACCAUCACAGAGUGUCUUCAUACUUUCUGCAAGAGUUGUAUUGUGAAGUACCUCCAAACCAGUAAGUACUGCCCCAUGUGCAACAUCAAGAUCCACGAGACACAGCCACUGCUCAACCUCAAACUGGACCGGGUCAUGCAGGACAUCGUGUACAAGCUAGUGCCUGGCUUACAAGACAGUGAAGAGAAACGGAUUCGAGAAUUCUACCAGUCCCGAGGCUUGGACCGGGUUACCCAACCCAGUGGGGAAGAGCCAGCCCUGAGCAACCUCGGCCUCCCUUUCAGCAGCUUCGACCACUCGAAAGCCCACUACUAUCGCUAUGAUGAGCAGCUGAGCCUGUGCCUGGAACGGCUGAGUUCUGGCAAAGACAAGAAUAAAAGCAUCCUGCAGAACAAAUAUGUCCGAUGUUCCGUUAGAGCUGAAGUUCGUCAUCUCCGGAGGGUCCUGUGUCACCGCUUAAUGCUAAAUCCCCAGCAUGUACAGCUCCUUUUUGACAAUGAGGUUCUCCCAGAUCACAUGACCAUGAAGCAGAUAUGGCUCUCCCGCUGGUUCGGCAAGCCGUCCCCUUUGCUUUUACAAUACAGUGUGAAAGAGAAGAGGAGAAAUCCUCUGAGUUUCAUCAUGAAGGAGGGCCUCUCUAUGUCCGUGGUCCCUCAGUGAAUUGCCAGAGGAGAGGGGUAGAGGACCCUACACAUAUAAAACUCAGAAGGUGAGCUAAGUGGAACCAGGUUACCCAUACCAGCUUUUUCUUUUUUCUUUCUUUCUUUCUUUUCUUUUUUUUGGUGAAGGGAAGGCUUUCUGGAGGGGAGUUCUCACUAUACUUGAAUGUUGUAGCAUAUGCUGCAGGCUUCAGUGGAGGUGUCCUAAUUCAGGAGCAGUGAGGGUAGGGCUAGGGUUAGACAGUGGCCACUGCAGGACUGAAGAAGAGUGAUAUUUUAAAGAAAGUUCCAAAGAAUUGCUCUAUAGGAGGAAUCUUAAAAAAACAAAAAAACAUGGGGGGUUAAGACACAGGGAACACAAGGGUGUUGAGUUGGAGACAUGGUUGUCCAUACAAGAUUCAGUAGGCCUUCACGUCCCUGGAUUAGGUGAAGCCAGGGUGAGGAGAGGGACCUGGUGUCCAGGAGAGCAAAGGCAGCUUCAGGUAACAAGAGGGAAGCAGCAAGGCUAUUCGUUCCCUUGAUUAAUUCAGUGAACAUUCCUUGUCUGUAUGAGCCCAGCCAUGAGCCUUGGGCUCUGAAAGUACACUCAGCCAGGCUCCCUGUUCUGUGGCCUCUCAGUAGGAUAGUCAGAAACUUCCCUGACUGGGACAAUGACAUAUGGAGGAGGAAGCAGCGAGGUCCUGAAGGGAGCUAAUGGGCUGUGGCUGAACCUGGGACGAGUGGGUCGGAGCAGGCGGCAGAAACGUUGCCAGAACUCAAGCUUAAAGCCCAAGUCUUCAAAGGGCCUAAGUCUGACUCCAGUGAAUUCAGAGGGGUCAUUGUGCAUUGCUGGUGAGGGCUGAAGGCCUGAAGCUUCCAGGGAUAGAGACCGGGUGGCAGAAGACCUAGGGGAGGAGUACAGUGAAAAUGGUGUGAACUGGCUAAGAGAGCCUGAGACUGGGGCGGCCGGGGGUGGAGGUGGGCACAGUGUGAGGGGCCUGAGCAUAGUGGCCAGUGCACAGUAGACUGGCCUUCCGUCCACACAGAUGAAGCUUGUAGGCCAUGAGAAAAGCACAGUGUGGAGAGACUGCAGAAAGCAAGGAAGAGCCCUCGGGUGUGAUGGGCGGACAAUGAGGACCAGGGUGGGGACAUAGCAGAACAAUCAGCCUGACAGAAUCUCCAUGAUUCCCAAAGCGCCCCAUGUUUCCGGCCUCAUGCCUGGAAUGCCUCUCCCUCACCCCAUACCCAGCUGUUCUUUCAAGGCCCAAGUAUCAUCACUUCCUCCAGGAGACCCUCUCUCUGCCAGAACCCAGGCUUUUUCCACCCCUUUGUGCCUGCCUCUACACCAGCAUAUAUCUUGAGGUUUGGGAUGAAUUACAUCUAUAUUAAUUGGGCUCCCCCCAUGUCUUCUGGGACUCCACAGCCCACUCAAGCAUGCCACACUGAGGCUGUUCUCAAGGGGUUUGUGGGUGAAAGGGCAUUUUUAAGGAAUGACCCCCCGAGGGAGAGGUGUGGGCUGAGGGGGAAAGGGUAGAAAUGCUCCUGAGGAUUUUUUGGGUCCCCAGCAGCUGCAGGAAUUGGUCAGCAGUCUGGGGCUUGGCAGCAGCUUGGCAUCAAGAAGGCCCAGUCAGAAGAUAAGGCUGACUGGGGACCAGGCCUCAGGAUGAGGCUUUUAAUGGUGCAUGGCUUGAGGCCAAGGAGCAGCGGAAGGAGCUCAGGCGGGGACCUGGGGUGCAGCGGGCCACCUCCCCUCGCUCCCAGUUCCGCAGAACCUUCUUUUUGUCCGUCAGCGGCCCUGGCAGAGGCAGCUGCGGUGUGUCUCCCAAGGUGGCUGAUGCAGGCCAGCUGCGGGCUGAGGGCUGAGCUCUGCUCUUCCUCUCUCGACGGGUCCAUUGCCCCCUUGCCUGACUUUUGCCGGGAAGACCCAGUCCCCCAGGGUCACUCUGGUUACGAUCUGCGCCACGGGGAGAAUCAAGCCCAGGGUUCUCUUGAGCUGUGUGACCCAGAAUGCGCUGGUCGCGUUCAAAGAGGUGGCCGCGGACGGGCGCACAGCGGGCCCUCUAUGGGCGGCGCCCUUGACCUCGCAGCGCUUCUGGGUGGAGGCGUCAGUCCUCACCCGCAGGGUCAAGCUGGCCCUUGCCCCUGUCGCCCUUUCUCAUCUAGCCGUUUCAGUGGGCCACACUCACCUGGGGGGAGGGGGCACCGAGAUUGCCCCCACCUUUGGCACAGGGGAGAACCGGUCCCUCUCAGCCUGGCCAGUUUCUCAGUGCCAGGGGUGGGCAGAAAAGGAGGGAAAAGGGACUUCACUGGUAGUGGAGCAGUGGGUCUGGGGGGGGGGGGCGGUGUGUGUGUGUGUGUGCGUGUGUGUGUGUGUCAGUCGAGGAUGGGGGUCUGAGUAUCCCACCGCUCCCCCGGUGCACACAACCACCGAGCUUUUUGUGAGCCAGCAUAAAGGGCUGCCACGGGAUCACGGACUGAGCGAGGCCCUAGAAGAAACGAAACUAAAAUGUUAAGUGUCUGAGUCGAUUCCGCAGCAACGUUUUCUGAAAGAGAAAACAACCUCGGAAGUGUGCGAGAUGGACAGCCGCCCCGCCCCGCCCCACGCCCAGCUGCCUGGAGUUUCCUCCCUUAACUCCUACUUCCUUCUCUCUGGCUAACGGACUUCCCUAAGGGUCGGGAGGGGCGGCCAAGCUCCUCUCUACGGCUAGCCGUCUGUCCGCCUUCCUGAGGUGGUUAUUCAGAGGAUCCCCAGUUGCCCCUUUACAUUCACAGAAUUCAAAGGGAUGCGCGGGUAGGGAAAUUUGGAGGCUAAAGGUUGUUUAUUGAGCAGGUCUCAGUGCCAAAAAGAGGGGCAUCAAUCUGGUGUGGGCCUGGAUCAGGGAGCCCGCCAGAUGGGAGGCUGAGGUGGGCAAGGUGGUUGAGAGGUGCAGUGUCAGGGAAUGAGGGAGAAGGUGGGGGGCCGCAAGGAAAGGGAAAUCUGAAAGUGGGUGAUGAACAGAGGUGUGAGAAAGCAUCCUUCAAUAGGAAUAGAGGCACCUUCCUGAGGGAAUGAAAGUUGGAAUGUGGGGAUCUCUACAACGGGGAGGAACAGAGGACCCCCAAAUGUCUGAAAGGACAAUGAUGGGAAUCCGAGGAGGUGGGAGACCACGAGGGGUUGCUUGAGAAUGCUGAGAGAGGAAAACCGUCCACCAGCGGGGGAAGGGGGGGGCGGAGGGCGGGGGAAGGUGCGUAACUAUGAAUCACUCUGUGAAAGAGGCCCAGGACAGGAAGGGUUGGACCUUGGGGUGGGAGGUAUGGGUGGGGGAAGCCUACAAGACAGCUGAGCGCCACAACCCCCUCCCCACCCCCAGCCCAGAACCCAGGUUUCAUCUCUUAAUCUCCCUCAUUAAUCAUUCACCUUCCUCCUACCCCCAUCAGCGGAUCUGGUUUCUUCCCAGCUCAGGUUCCAGAGGUUUUGCUGGGAGAAGUCCCCUCCUGUGGCCCCACCAUCGUCUGGACACGUCCCUGGCCUCGGGGCUGACUUUAACGGGCUCUGAUGUCAGUGGUCUCCUACCUUUACUAGUCUCUCCUUCCCUUUUGUCCCCCAAAUGGGGAUCGCCCAACUCUUUUGUGCAACCACAUUACUUGAGCCUGGUUGCUGGGGGAAGAUAGGCAGGAGAGAUGGAUGGGGAAGAAGGCAAAGGCCCUUCAGGAGAGAGGGUGCUCCCCACAAACACACUAGUAAUUGAGAGCAGAGGAAGAGAUGACCUAAAAGCUACGUAGAGGACGCCUGAGUGUCUGUUUGGUGACAGGCCCAGGACGAGAGCUAGGCUGUUGCAGCAGCCUCCUGGAACCCUCUUUAAAUGCAGAUUAAGUGAAACCCUGGGAUGGUUCAGAGGGCUGAGGCCUCCAGCCAGAAGGGUCUCUCUUGCCCUCCCUCCACCUCCCACCAUUAAUAACCAACUAGCAAGGUCCUGAGGCAUCUCAGCUUUCUGCUGUGGCCUGGCUCUGCUCUCUGCCCCAGCAGUAGCCCACUGGACUGAGUGUAUUGCUCAGGAUGCCAUGAGGGUACUGUGCAAGUGUCUGAGUGUGUCUGGAGGAGGGGAGGGGUCUUACCAAGAAAACCCUGUGUUUCUCCAUCUUUGGUGGGCCAGGCCAGUGCCUCAGGCUAUGUGAGUUUCCCUCACCCCCACUAUCAAAGUGCCUUCUAGUCCUUGUUAAAGAGUCUUUGGCCCAGGUGCCUUAGAUCUCCCAGGCUCUGUUUAGGGCACCUCAACUGCAGGCUCCACUUGCCCCAGGGAAUAGGCACAGAGGAUCACUGCACAAGUGAUGGGAGGUGCAGAGGUCUACAGAGGUGACAUAAUGGACAGUCCAGGAGGGACUUCUUGGCACUGCUGGAAAAAACUAGAAGAAUCCUGUGGAGGCAAGUUCCUUAGGAAUGGUGAGCUCCUCAGGAGUGGCGGGGCUUCUCUGCCUCUGGGCUGUGAAUCCCCUAGCUAUUUGGGGGUGUUUAUGUGAACAAAACCCUUGCCUUGUUGGGCCUCCACUGGUGAAGCAGCGUUCUCCCAGAGCUGCCUGCUUCCUACAAAGGAGAGCUGUAGAGUGCUCACCCAGGUUUGAACUCGGGACUAGAAUAGGUGUGGGAGAAAAGAAAGACACAAAUCAAAUAGGAAUGAAUAUCCCUCGGGUGCCUGGAUGGCUAGUUGGUUAAGCGGUUAAGUGCCUGCCUUGGGCUCAGGUCCUGAUCCCGGAGUCCUGGGAUUGAGUCCCAGGUCUGGCUCCCUGCUGCUUCUGGGAAUGAAUAUCCCAGAGCUCAGAGUUUGUCCCUGAGUUGGCAGGGGUUUCUGUCCCAGGAUUUGGUUGGAUCCAUGAAGUCUGGCCUUCAAAUCACUUCUCUACGGAGAGUGACCAGUAGCCCUUCCCAUUGCUGCUCCUACACGGUGGUUUCUGGCUCUCCAGGUUGGGGAACCCCUAUUUGAACUACA
Zalophus californianus (California sea lion) is the source of this 6097-nucleotide messenger RNA. RefSeq names its product polycomb group ring finger 1 (gene PCGF1). Gene Ontology annotation, molecular function: promoter-specific chromatin binding. Gene Ontology annotation, biological process: negative regulation of transcription by RNA polymerase II. Lineage: Eukaryota; Metazoa; Chordata; Mammalia; Carnivora; Otariidae. The record is from RefSeq and is a predicted model, not a curated record. Gene Ontology annotation, cellular component: PRC1 complex. Bases 322 to 1155 code for a protein of 277 amino acids. The transcript has 10 exons.